Messenger RNA from Closterium sp. NIES-65, 957 nucleotides. The record is from the annotation of a GenBank genome assembly. Lineage: Eukaryota; Viridiplantae; Streptophyta; Zygnematophyceae; Desmidiales; Closteriaceae.
AUGGCUGCCGCCUCCUGCACCCUCGCUAAGGCUGCUGCUUUUUCCAGCGGCCUGUUUUCGCAGACAGCCGCGAAGCUCGACUCUCUCGCCGUGUCUGGCGGUUUGAGACCAGCGUCGUGCCCUGGCAAUGCCUUCGACUCGUUGCGGAGAUCCUUCGGCUCCAGCCGCGUCACAGCCAUGGCCGGGACCGGCAAGUUCUUCGUGGGUGGCAACUGGAAAUGCAACGGCACCACAGAGUCCAUCGCCAAGCUGGUCAGCGACCUCAACGCCGAGUCGCUUGAAGACAACGUCGAUGUGAUCGUGUCACCUCCCUUCGUCUACCUUCCUCAAGUCAUCGGCGCCGCCAGCAAGAGGAUCGAGGUGGCUGGCCAGAACUGCUGGGUCGGCAAGGGCGGUGCCUUUACCGGCGAGAUUAGUGCCGAGAUGCUGGUGGAUCUGGGCGCAAAGUGGGUCAUUCUCGGCCACUCCGAGCGUCGCCACAUUCUCAAGGAGUCCAACGAGUUCAUCGGGCAGAAGCAGGAGUACGCGCUGUCCAAGGGCCUCAAGGUGAUCGCGUGCGUGGGCGAGCUGUUGGAGGAGAGGGAGUCGGGACACACCUUCGACGUUGUCUUCGAGCAGCUCAAGGCCACCGCAGACCACGUGUCCGCGUGGGACGACGUGGUGAUUGCGUACGAGCCGGUGUGGGCCAUCGGCACGGGCAAGGUGGCGUCGCCGCAGCAGGCGCAGGAGGUGCACGCGGCCAUCCGCACGUGGCUGCAGACCAACGUGUCUUCCGACGUCGCCUCCAAGACGCGCAUCAUCUAUGGAGGAUCCGUGACUGCUGCCAACAGUGCUGAGCUUGCUAAGGAGGAAGAUAUCGAUGGUUUCCUUGUUGGCGGUGCCUCACUAAAGGGACCUGAUUUCGCUGCCAUCUGCAACUCUGUGACCUCCAAGGCGGCAGCUGUCAAGUCUGCUUGA